This is a messenger RNA of Mytilus californianus (California mussel), 3092 nucleotides long. RefSeq lists its product as uncharacterized. The record is from RefSeq and is a predicted model, not a curated record. NCBI's taxonomy places the organism in Eukaryota, Metazoa, Mollusca, Bivalvia, Mytilida, Mytilidae. Gene Ontology annotation, molecular function: protein binding. The coding region runs from base 1 to 2034 and encodes 677 amino acids. The transcript is spliced from 9 exons.
AUGUUAUCAGGAAGAGAUAACCAAGGCACAGAGUUUUUGCUUGGUUUUAUGGACAACAGAGUUUCAGGAAGUUCAAGUAAUGACCUUGAACUCUUUGUUACCACAAGCUCUAACACAGCAGUAGAUGUAACGGUAACAGCCCCAUUAUUUUCACCUGGAAGUACACUUGCGUCUACAACUGUCAGUCGUGGGAAUAUUGAAAAGAUAACCAUAACGAUGUCCCUUCGUGGACUUGAUGUAGAACUAGGGAAUAAAGGUGUCUUGAUCGAAGCAACACAAGAAAUCACGGUAUUCGCUGUAAACAAAGAGUUAUAUUCCACGGAUGGAUUCGUAGGAUUUCCGACCGACACAUUAGGAACAGAAUAUAUAUUGAUCACAUGGUCCACUGACGGACAGUUUAUUGUUGUUGGCGUAACAGAUGGAACCACUGUAACUAUUACACUUCCGACAUUUGUGUCUUCUACCUUAUCCGUUACAUACAACGGAAAUACAUAUACCAAUGGUCAAUCAUUCACCGUUAUUCUUGAUCGCUACCAAACAUUUCAUUGCUAUCAAAGCGAUGGUGACUUCACAGGAACAAGGAUCGAAGCGACUCACCCAGUAUCGGUUUUCAGCGGAGCUAGAAAGGUAGCAGUAAAAGAUACCAUGACGGGUACCAGUUCUGAUCAUCUUGUAGAACAGAUAAUGUCAGUGGACACUUGGGGCAAAGACUUCUUCACCAUAAGUACACCAGAUAGAACUAUAGGUGAUUACUUCAGAAUAGUGGCAAGUGAAGAUUCCACUACUGUUUCAUUGGCCGGUUCAACACAUGGGACCAUAAAUGCAUAUGAAUACAUUGAACUGAAUGUCGACACAGGGGAUUAUAAAACCAUUACAUCUGAUAAAGCAGUUAUGAUUGUUAUGUUCGGAAAAACCGUUAGUUCCCAGAAUGGAGAUGCACCAAAUGGCGGUGAUCCACAGAUGACGGUAAUACCACCUCUUCCCCAAUUUCCGUCAGACUAUACCUUUAGCACUGUUGAAACACCAUCCGGUGAUUUUACAAAUUACGCCCUGGUUGUUAUAGAUACAUCAAAAACUUCCGAUUUAAUGGUUGACAAUGUUGCUGCAAGCGCUUCAUGGGCGUCAAUUGCCGGAUCAGCCACUUUGGUCACUGCAACGUUUGAUAUUAGUCCCGGAUCACACUCAGUCUUCAACAACGAUCCUGCUGCAACUUUUAUGGCAAUAGCAUUCGGCAAUGCUCAGACUAAUUCAUAUGCUUAUGCAUGUGGUUUUCGAUUAGCACAAAUCAAUGCACCAUGUUCAAGCACAUCAACAGUAGCCGGUGACAUCUUGGAUAACGACUGUGAUGGAUGGAUUGAUGAAGAAACCGACAACGGAAUAGACGAUGACGGUGAUGGAUUGAUAGAUGAAGAUUUAGCUACUGCUCCACGAGUUGAUGGAAACUGGGCAGAUUGGGCUAAUUGGGGCGCAUGCUCCGUAACUUGCGAUUCUGGACCCGGAACACAGUCCAGAACAAGAACAUGUACAGACCCUGCUCCUGCAAACAAUGGAUUGGAUUGUACUGGUGAUACGACUGAGACACAGUCCUGUUCAACUGUCACGCCAUGCCCAAUUGAUGGAAACUGGGGAUCAUGGGGCGUAUGGACUGACUGUAUGGUGUCCUGUGGGACUGGUGAAAUCAACAGAACACGCGAGUGUGACAAUCCAGCUGCUCAAUAUGGUGGAGAAAACUGUACAGGUACUGCUGUAGAAACUGACAGCUGCUGGAAUGGAACUUGUUAUCCGUCAGUUAUAGGAAAUAUUGAUAGAAAUUGUUCUUGGACAUGGUUUGGAUGUAAAGAUGGGUCCAUAACAUGUAUAGAUUUCUCCUUCCGAUGUGAUGGAACCGAGGACUGCGAUGAUGGUAGUGAUGAGUCAGCAGAUAUUGCAGGAUGUCCAACAGAGUGUAACGGAGCAGGUACCAUGUCAGUAUCCAGUAUUUUGAUUGGUACGAUAAUCUGCUUCCUUUAUGUGACAAUAAUGGGACAUUUUUAACUUUUUAACCUUUGAAUGCAACUUGAACUAUUUAAGUUGGUUAGUUGAAAUGUAUGUUGUUGAUUUGUAUUUAUUUUGUUAAAUGUUAUUUUUUUUUACUCUUUAUUUAUGUUCCGGACCAUAUGAAUAUUUGGACCAUACGCGUAUGGUCGGACCAUAUGAGUAUUAUACUCUUUUGGUUAUUAACGGUCCGAACUAUAUGAGUAUUUAGACCAUAUAGAUAUUUUUCGAAUAAAUUCUUAUUUCCUCCACAGGAACACAUAGUUCAUUCUCCGAACCCAAAACGGCACAAGUUUCUAACUGAUAUCCUCUAUCUUUUACAUAUUGUCUGAAUCUUACUGUAUAUGUUGUAAUGCCAGCGCUAUAGUCCAUUCAAAGCGCUUUUAUCCUGUCGACUUUUCCGCCCGUAAGUGAAACCACAGGCGUUUGGGGCAUGGGCUAUUUUUUUCUUUUUUCGUAAUGUUUAAAGCAUUAUUUCAGAAACAAAAUUUAUUCUAAUUUCUACUUAUUUUCAUUUGAUUGAUGUUUUCUUGCUCCCAUUCAUACGAUCGUACUGUUAUUGUAAGAUCGUAUUUAAAGGAGCAAGAACACAUUAACUAACUAAGAUUAAUUCUAGAUUUUAAAGAAAUUUUAGUUCAAUAGAACAAAUUUAAACACCAAAAGAAAAUUAAAAAAAAAGAAAAGAAAGAGGGUUCAAUGGCCAAAGUUCAUGUGAGCUAAACAAUUGACUUCUUGUUUAACAGUUCAUUUAACUAUUUUUUGAAGUUUCGUAAGGACAAAUUAUUAAUUUCGACGUAAAAUGAUUAUACUGUGAGUAAAAUUCACUAUAUUUCAGUAAUCAUGUUACAAUGAAUACGGCCAUAUCAUUGAAUCAAUCAAAAUCUCUAAAUAUAUACCUUUUCAAUGUUCAUCGCGUUAAUAACCGGACCAUACGCGUAUGGUCGGACCAUAUGAGUACAUACGCGUAUGGUCCAAAUACUCAUAUGGUCCGGAACAUUUAUGUAAUAAACUCAACCAUUUAUAGUUAGUAUCACUAUAUUAAAUUGUUUCUUUUUGCA